AUGUUUGAUAGUCAUAGCACACAAAUGUUUGAGUCUUACGACAAUUUUAGAAAUCAAUUAAAAAUUUUUCUUGAAAAAAAUGGAGUUGAAAAGACAUUAAGCGACCUUGUUGAUUGUGAUAUUGAAGAUGUUGAACAGAUAACCUUCAAAUUUGAUAAAAAUGCUCCUUUGCUUCAAAUUCUUUUCAAAGCGAAAGAAUUUUUCGAUGACAAGAAAGUACAAGAGUUCAUUGAUGUUGUUCAUGAAAAAGCAACACAGAUUAUCAAGGAAAGUGAUACUCUUCAGAAGCAAAUUUUGGAAUUUGCAAAUCUCCAAAACCAAAUAAAACAAGCAAAGGUUGAAAGAGAUGCCGCACGUAAAAUAACAGAGGACACAAGGAAAGAAAAUGAAGAAAUGAGACAAAUUCUUAACGAAAACAUGAAGAAAAUGGAAGAAUAUGAUAAAAACUCUGGUGCAGAUACACAAUUCAAGCGUGCAAUCAUUGAAUCUAUUGAUAGCAUGGCUAAAGUACUUAAUGAAGAAGUUCCUGAGAUGGAUACUGAUCGAGGAAUUCUAAUGGUUUAUAGAAAUUAUUUGAAAGCUGUUUUUGAGCAAAAAUGCAAGAAUUGUGCUUUAAAUAUGGAAAGAAAUAAAAGAAUGACAGAAAUGAUGUAUCCAAUUGUAGAAAAAGACCAGGAUAUCGAGAAAAUGGUCUCUUCUUUGGUUUCAGUUACAAAAGAAUGUCAAAACAAUUUAAAGUCAAGAUCAAUCGAAAUUUCUCAAAUUAACAUCGAUUUGAUAUCGCAAAGAGAAUCAUUUAACAAGAUACUUGCUUUAAUUAAUAAGAAACUUCCUAACGGAGUCGAAAUUGGUGAAUAUACUUAUAAUGCUGUUAAAAACAAUCUCGAUGAAAUCAAAAGAAAUCUUGAUGGAAUUGUUGAUCAAAAAUCUUUGGCUCAGCAAGAAUUCGUUGCUGAUUUAAUGAAACGAUUCAAAACUAUUUUAGAAACAGACCAAACAGAAUCGAUUGAAAGCUAUUUGUUCCAAAUUGAAAACAGAUUAAGACAAGCUGAACAAGAACAUAUGAAUUAUAAUAUCUUUUUGAAUAACAUAUCAUUGAGAUUAUAUACAAUUCUCAAGAAAGAAAAGAAAUCAAAUCCUUCAAUAGAAGAUGAAGUAAAUGAAGCAGUUACUGAAGUCCAGAAUUAUAUUAGUGAUAUAGAAAAUACUCCAAAACAACCAGAAACAGUAAAUGUUACUGAUUAUUCAUUGAUUGCUGAGAAACUUUCAAAGAUUUUGGAAAAAGAUGUUGACAAAGAAAGUGAAGAAUCAAUUUUAUCAGCUAUUGAUGAUAUGAAUGAUUAUCUGAAUAGUACAAGAAAGAGAUUCAAAACAGCUUCGGCAGAAGCAUCAAGAUGCAAAGGAGAAAUGAUUGAUAUCGUUGAUAAAUUACAGAAUUUCUUAAAUCAACCUUCAAAUAUUCCAAGAGAUCUUGAGAAAAUUGUUGAACUUGCUGAUGAUCUCAUUAAAAAACUUCUUGCACAAAGAAAUGAACUUAAGUUGGCUGAUAUAACUAAAAUGUUUGAGCCAGUUUUCCCAUAUCUUCAUACUUCAUCUCAAUCAGAUCCAUUUUCGUUCAUUCCUGACUUUGUUAAUGAAUUCCAAAUGGUUGAAAGUUCUGUUCUAUCUUUGAAACCAUUUGCACUGAUUUUGAACAAUAUUUUCACCAAUUUUGAUUGUCAAUAUUCUAGUUUCGAUCCGAAAUCUCAUUCUUAUAACUACUUGAAAGGACAAGUCAAUGAAUUACAUCAAACUUUGGGUUCCAUGUCUGCAGCAAAAACACACAACUUGAUUUAUUUGGUACUUUCAAGAUUUGUUACUUUUGUUUCAUCUAUUUCAUCAGCAAUUGCUAUGGCAUAUGAAGCAAAAGGAAAAUAA
This is a messenger RNA of Trichomonas vaginalis G3, 1917 nucleotides long. RefSeq names its product WD40 repeat-containing protein. Bases 1 to 1917 code for a protein of 638 amino acids. The record is from RefSeq and is a predicted model, not a curated record. NCBI's taxonomy places the organism in Eukaryota, Parabasalia, Trichomonadida, Trichomonadidae. The transcript has a single exon.